CAACGACCACCACUUCUCUUGUCUCGUCUCUGCCCCCAGCUCCUGCGCUCCACAGCUCAAACUAGUGUUCACUUUCAUUUCCCUCCGACAGCGGCGACGAAAAGGGAAUCCGAAAGCUGACAUAUAGCGGGCGCAGUCGGCGAGGUCAUCCGAAGCAUCACUUGACGCCAAGAACAAUGGGUUUCUUUUCGUUCCUCGGUAGAGUUCUCUUCGCCUCCCUCUUCAUCCUCUCCGCCUGGCAAAUGUUCGACGAAUUUGGGGAAGAUGGUGGCCCUGCUGCUCAAGAAUACAUGUCGAAGCUUUCCGUGGUGAAGCACCAUCUUGCCACUACAUUGGCAGUCAAAAUGCCAGAUCUUGAUGCUAGGCAUGUUGUUGCUGUUAACAUGGUUCUCAAGGGGCUCGGAGGCUUCCUCUUUGUGUUUGGCACCCCAUUUGGUGCUUAUCUCCUGAUAUUCUACUUGGCUGUUAAUGCCCCAAUUCUCUACGACUUCUACAACUACCGUAGGGGCGAGAUUGAGUACUUGAUUCUCUUGAAUGAGUUCUUGCAGAGUGUAGCUCUUUUUGGUGCAUUGCUGAUCUUCGUCGGGAUGAAGAACUUUAUCCCGAGGAGGCAGAUCAAGAAGAAGGCAGCUCCCAAGGCCAAAGUUGGUUAAGGCACACAUCAAGAAACUCAUCGUAUCUGAAGCUCCUGAACAUUAUAUUUAGAAGAUUAGAGUGCCUGUAGUUCUUUGGUUAUUUUUUGUGCUCUUCUCUGAUUUCCACACAUUGUAGGCUUUUUCAGUCAUUCUCCUGCAGACUCAAGAACAAUAGUGUCUCUCUUUUCCUAACGAGAAUGCAUAAUUUUAUUGAACCCCUGAUAAUUUAUCAUUGCCAAUGUACUUGCAUCUUUCUGCAACCCAGAUAACUAAUAAUUACCCUUUCAAACA
This is a messenger RNA of Linum trigynum, 926 nucleotides long. Lineage: Eukaryota; Viridiplantae; Streptophyta; Magnoliopsida; Malpighiales; Linaceae. The record is from the annotation of a GenBank genome assembly.